AUGUAUGAUGAACACACUUCACCAAACCACUUCACAACGCGACACGAGAAGGAGAGACGCGGUACGGACACAGAAACACUGUCGGGGCACUCCCGGCGGACUUCUGCCGACAGGGCCUGGACCUUGGACUCAUCAGCUGUUCCAGGAAAAUCAAUAGACAAUGGACGAAGGUCAACUGAUAUGUCUACGAACAUUAUCUCAGUGUGCCUAGCCGUGUGUCUGUGUGUGGUUCUUGGAGAGGCCAGGCCGCAGCCUCCCAGUGCAGAGUACGGACCUCCAGGAGGCGGCUAUGGCAGCGGCAAGCCCAGCGGCGGUGGCGGUGGUGACGAUCUAUCGGAGGAGGCCAACUACAGCUUCAUGUACGAAGUGAAGGAUGCCGAGUCAGGCAAUGAUUUCGGCCACAUGGAGUCCAGGAUGGGUGAAGUGGCCACAGGCUCAUACCACGUGAUGCUCCCUGACGGCCGCAUGCAGAAGGUGGACUACGUGGCCGACCAGGAUGGCUACAAGCCCACCGUCACGUACACGGGAGAGGCCAAGUACGGACCGGGCGUCGGAGGAGGCAAGGCCGGCGGUGGAGCGGGAGGCGGAGCCGGUGGAGCCGGAGGUGGAUACUUCUACAGGAGAUAA
Homalodisca vitripennis (glassy-winged sharpshooter) is the source of this 627-nucleotide messenger RNA. RefSeq names its product pro-resilin-like. The transcript has 3 exons. Bases 1 to 627 code for a protein of 208 amino acids. Gene Ontology annotation, cellular component: extracellular matrix. Lineage: Eukaryota; Metazoa; Arthropoda; Insecta; Hemiptera; Cicadellidae. The record is from RefSeq and is a predicted model, not a curated record.